Molecule: messenger RNA, 783 nt
Organism: Stomoxys calcitrans (stable fly)
Lineage: Eukaryota; Metazoa; Arthropoda; Insecta; Diptera; Muscidae
Product: ADP-ribosylation factor 4
Exons: 1
Coding region: 121-663 (180 amino acids)
Biological process (GO): intracellular protein transport; vesicle-mediated transport
Cellular component (GO): cytoplasm
Molecular function (GO): GTPase activity; GTP binding
Source: RefSeq, a predicted model, not a curated record
CCAUUCUUGUCAACUUACCACGUCAGAAUCAGAACUGUCAUACAUUUCUUCACAAUAAAGAAAAUAAUUUGCUAAAAAAGUCAAAGUUUUCAAUAUAAACGCAUUCAUUUCUAUUGCAAGAUGGGUUUACUUAUCUCAAACCUGCUCAACAAUUUCCUAAGCAAACAAAAUGUUCGUAUACUGAUGGUUGGCUUGGAUGGUGCUGGUAAAACUACCAUUCUAUACAAACUCAAAAUAGGUGAAGUUAUCUCGACCAUUCCAACGAUUGGCUUCAAUGUCGAGACUGUGGAAUAUAAAAACAUCUGCUUCACCGUCUGGGAUAUUGGUGGUCAAAAGAAAAUUAGAAACCUGUGGAAUCACUACUUCCCAAAUACGUCUGCCGUCAUAUUUGUUGUCGAUUCAUCAGAUACACAACGCAUGGAUGAUGUGAAAGAAGAACUACACGGCAUGAUGUCCAAUGAGGUUUUGGCAAGCUCGGUAUUAUUAGUGUUUGCAAACAAGCAAGACUUGCCAAAUGCCCUAAGUUGUGCGGACUUGACAAAACAAUUGGAAUUGCAUACCCUAAAGCAAGACUGGCAUGUCCAUGCCACAUGUGCCACAACCGGCAAAGGUCUCUACGAGGGUUUGGACUACUUGCGUGAUAUGUUGGAGAAGAAAAAUUAAACCUUUCUCUUAAUGCGUAUUCAGUGAAUGGACAUUCUAAUAUACAUACAUACAUAUUUUAAGUUAAUUUUAAUUGUAAACGAAGAUUAUAAUAAUAAAUAAGCCCCUGUAUAAUCCAUA